Messenger RNA from Didymodactylos carnosus, 3552 nucleotides. Lineage: Eukaryota; Metazoa; Rotifera; Eurotatoria; Philodinida; Philodinidae. The record is from the annotation of a GenBank genome assembly.
AUGAUCAGUAAUACAAUGAUAAAUCUCGCAAAUCAACCAACAGCAGAAAAAAGUGUACAAACGCAAGAAAAUUUAUUUAAUCCUAAUAUAAUUGUUAAUUCAUUAAACAAUCAUCAUGAAAAUGCAGCUGCUGAAGUAGCCAAUACGUUGGUGUCAAUGGCAACCGUUGUUCAACGAACAAAUGGCAAACAAUCGACUUCCACCUCUAUAUCUCCACAAACAACCCAUAUAUUACCUGUUAUAUCUCUAGCAGAUUAUAAUGGUGUACCAACAGCAUCAGUACUUCAAGCAAAUGUUCAAUCAAAAUUAAGAGCAAAAUCACGUUCAAUUGAUAGCAAUGGAUUACUGGGAAAUGAUAUAUAUAAUCAAAAAACGACAACAAUUGCAACACUCAAUAAUACAACAAACAAUGAUGACGAUGAUGAUGAUGAUGAUGAUGAUGAUGAUGAUUCAAUGGAAGAGGAUAGUUUUGAUUCAUCAAUGUCAACGGAUAAUUAUCAAAGUUCAGGUAAUACAACAACUGAUCAGAAAAUGACAAGUGAAACAAAUGGUAAUAAAAGACGGUAUAGUUCUAAAGCAAAAACAUUACUAAUGAAAAAAAAUAGUGACGGAGAAAUAAUUCAAUAUGGACCAAUUCUUGUUAGACCAAGAAAAAGAAUAGCGCCAACAUUGGCUAACGGAAGAAAAAGUAAAGACGAACUCUUACCACCUGAUGAAGAUGUUAAACGUAAACAACGACGAGAAAGAAAUAAACAAGCCGCAGCAAAGUGUCGAAAAAAACGUAAUGAAUUAAAAGAAAAAUUAGAAAAGGAUGAACGUCUACUGAUUGAUCAACAAGAUGGAUUAAAACGUUCAAUUGACUCGUUGGUAGAACAGAAACAACGUCUUGAAUUAAUGCUUCAUCGACAUACAGCUCAGUGCUCUAAAAAACUAAGAAUUACAACAACAACAACUAACAAUAAUAAUAAUAACAUAAAUACAAAUCUAUUAAAUCAUCCUAAUGUUUUAACGACGACUAAAAUAAUUCGAAAUGAUGAAAUAAAACAACAUCAUCCUCAACAUCAUGCAUUAACAACGGUAAAUCAAACACCUACAACAACAACAUCGAUUGAUAACAAUAACAAUAAUGAUAAAAAUAGUGCUGUCACGAUCAAUUUGGCUAAUAUUAACGCUAAUGAACUAUUUGGAUUCACUUCAUCAAAUGCAUCAAAUUCAUCGCGUACAAUAACUAUACCAUCAGGAACAUCAACAACAUCAGACGUUUCAAUUCCAGUGAUAACAAUUCAUAUUGCACCCGAAUUUGCACAAGCAUUAUUACAAAUGCAACAGAAUGCCGCAUCUGUUGAAUCAAAAACGAAGCUUAAUGAAUUACUUGAUACACGUGCAUUAGCAACGAUAUUAGCAAAUUCCAGUUAUAUAACGAAUAAUACUAAUAAUAAUAAUUCACCAACAACACCCACUAUCACACUGACUCAAUCGGCGACAACCAAUACAGCAUUAGAUAUACAAAAUAACAAUAUGAACAUUGAAAAAGGCCACACAACAACAACAACUACGGAUGUUCAGUAUGGUCGGGAAACAAUUUGUCGAUUUCUAUCAUCAUUUUUGCAAGGUCUUAAUCGAGUGACAAUUCCUCAGCAAGAAAAAUUUUUUAAUGCUAUAAAUCAAAUUGUUCUUAAUACGCCGGCUGUGUUUGCAUCCGAGUGUGACAAAAAUCAACAAUUUGAGAAUAUACUAACAACAAAUUCCUAUUAUUUUGAUAUUUACAUAUUUUCUCAAUUAGUUUGGACAUUAUCGAGUAAAAAAUUUUUAUGCAUCCAUGAAAAUGUGGUAUCUAUUUUAUCUCACAUCUAUGCUGAAUUAUCAUUACGAUGGCCGGCUGCAUUUCGAUUAUUUUUAAAUGAAUUGAUUUAUACGCUCAAUGACGUCAUGAGAUUCGAUGUUGAAUUUAUAGAAGAAGAAAUCAAUUUAUCCAAACGUUUAACACGAUUUAUCAUACCACAACAAGCAUCAUCAUUUUCCUCGUCAAUCACAAUUGAACAAUGUCAUAUCGAUUUUAAUUGUUCGGAAGAUAUUAAUGGAUUUCAAAUAAAUAUUAUAUCUUUACUCAAACAUCUGUCUCCAACGUUAUCAUCAUUACUGGAUGAUGAAUUGAUUAAUUCACUUAUUGAUACAUGUUGUCAGAUGGUAUUUACGUCCGGUGUCAAUGUGAAAGCGUCGUUAUUUUCGUUGUUAUCAUCAGUUAUUGAGCAUAAAAAUCUGAAUACACUUAUUCGAGAUUUGUCACCUAUCGUACAUUUCUCAUUAUGUGAUAUUUUGAUAACGAUCAUGGAUUUUAUACAUACAGAACCGAGACAUUCAGUUCAAUUAGAAAUUGAUUUUGGACAAUUUUUACAUAUUUUAUGUCAAGAUAAUUGUGAUAGUGUUGAAUUUUUUUCAUUACAUAUUGCAUUUUUAUUACCACGACUAAAAUCGAGUAUAAUAAAAAUAAAUUUUUCAAAUAAUACAAAAGAUGAUAAUCAUGAACAAUUACCAAAUCAAUUAUUAUUUUGUCUUUUUGGUGAAGUUCAAAAUGAAAAAUAUCUUGAAUAUUUAUGUGAAUUAAUCGCAUUAUUAUUUGAAAUUGGAAUAAAAACCGUUCCACAUAUUAGUUCAGUACUUAUUAAUCAUGCUAUGGAAUUAACGGAACAUUUAAUAGUUAAUUUAAAUCAAUCAUUAAUAGCAAAAUAUCUUAAUCGAACAAUAGGAAACGCUAUUUUUUGGAUUAUUCAAGAGAAAAAUCGAUCAUCGGAUCCAUUUCGUGUUCGUCGAUUAAGUUUAGUCAAAUAUGCUAUGAAACAGAUUAAAUCAACAUUGGAAAAUAAUUCAUUUAAAAAUGAUGAUGAAGCACUACAAAGUGUUUAUAGUGUUUAUUGUUUAAUAACAUCGAUGUGUCAAGCAUAUGUAUCAUGUCAAUGUCAUUGUAUUGUUAUUAAAUCAACAAAUGAAACAAAUGAAAAUAAUUUUUAUACAUCAUGGUUAAAUAUUGAUGAAAUAAGUCAUGUUUAUGGUCAUUUGAUAAAUGACAUUGAUCAAUCAUUGAAAGAAGAUGUAAUAUCAUUCAUUUCACUUCCAUGGUUAUCUUUAUUAUCUGAUUGGUACGAUUUUCAACCGUCAUCAAGAACAAAAAUAACAAAACAAUCUGUAAAUAAAUUUCAAGCAAAAUUUUCAAAAAUUGAUUAUCAAUUAUCAUUAUCAUGUUUAUCAUUGUAUAAUUCAGAUUUUUAUCCAUUAUUACGAAUAAAUAUAUUUCUAAAAUGUUUAACAAAUAAUGAUUUUGAUGGACAAUUAACAGCAUUAAACAUUUUUACAUAUUUUCAUUAUCGUUUUUAUCAACAACAAGAUACUGUGAACAAUAUACUCGAUAUUUUAUAUAAAACAUUUUGUGCUAAUGAAAAUAUUGAUGUUAAAUUAAAAUUUAAUCUUGUCGAUAUAUUAAAAACACAUCGUUGUUUAUUUGAAACAAAUAUUAAUUUCGUUAAAAUGANGAAUAAAAUGUCACUAUACUUAUGA